This is a messenger RNA of Aspergillus clavatus NRRL 1, 1317 nucleotides long. Its product is annotated as rRNA-binding endoribonuclease. NCBI's taxonomy places the organism in Eukaryota, Fungi, Ascomycota, Eurotiomycetes, Eurotiales, Aspergillaceae. Gene Ontology annotation, cellular component: preribosome, small subunit precursor. The transcript is spliced from 2 exons. The record is from RefSeq and is a predicted model, not a curated record. Gene Ontology annotation, biological process: maturation of SSU-rRNA; ribosomal small subunit biogenesis. Bases 1 to 1317 code for a protein of 438 amino acids. Gene Ontology annotation, molecular function: RNA endonuclease activity.
AUGACAGAUUCGACGAGUCCGACCAAACCGGUCCACACGAUUAUUCUCGAUGCUGGUCCCAUUCUGAAGAAUACCCCGCCUCUGUCCACACUGCUUGCGCAAUGCGAAGAACUCCUUAUCACUCCAUCUGUCGUCCGCGAAAUCCGUGACCCCGAUGCGCGCAUGCGAGUCGAGACGCUGUAUUUGCCAUUCUUGAAGCAGCGGACACCGUCACCAAAGAGUGUUAGUGUACUCAGCGAAUUCGCACGGAAAACCGGCGACAGGGCUGUGCUCAGUAAGACUGAUCUUGAGGUCCUUGCGCUUGCAUAUGAAGUAGAGUGCGAGAGGAACGGUGGUGAUUGGAGAUUGAGAAGUGUUCCCGGUCAGAAACAGGUGAACGGCAAACCUCCAGUGAAGGAGGAGAAGAAAGAGGAACAGCCUGAGCAGGCGGAAGCGGAGACGGGAGAGACAACCGAUACAGCAAACGCAGUAGAUGAAGCAGAAGUUGAUGCUGUCGCAGAGGAUUUGAGCAAAACAACACUCGAGACUGAUGACAAGGAGGUUAACGAGGAAACACCAUUGGCAGACUCCGCAGAAACUGCAGAAGCCGACGACAAAAUCGGAGACAAGGCAGAAGGCGAGGCGGAAGAUAGCGUUGAUGCGGAUCUUCAGGAUGAUGAUGAGGAUGGCUCCGACUCCGACUGUGGCUGGAUCACACCCUCCAAUCUCAAGAAGCGACAGGCCCAGGACGAAUCAAUCUCUGCGGCUGCAGCACCCGAACCGAAGAUCAUGCAGGUUGCAACCAUGACCACUGAUUUUGCGUGCCAAAACGUUCUGUUGCAAAUGAACCUCAACUUGUUGUCUACAACCACCCUCCAGAGAAUUCGUCAUCUUAAGUCCUUUAUCAAACGCUGUCACGCUUGUUUCUUCACGACCAAAGAUAUGACCAAACAGUUCUGCCCUCGCUGCGGUAGAGAUACUCUCACUCGUGUCUCUUGCAGUACCGAUGCGAACGGUCAGUUCAAGAUGCAUCUCAAGAAGAACAUGCAAUGGAACAACCGAGGCAACCGAUUCAGCGUUCCAAAGCCCAUGCACGGAAGUGCUAGCGGAAAAUGGAAAGGCGGUGGCGGCAAGGAUGGAUGGGGUACCGAGCUCAUCUUUGCUGAAGACCAGAAGGAAUAUGUCAGAGCCUCAACCGAAGAGAGUAGAAGACUCCGCAGGGAACGAGAUCUGAUGGAUGAAGACUACCUGCCGGGAAUUCUGACGGGUGAACGAAGCAAGCACGGCGGUAGACCCAAGGUUGGAGCUGGCAGGAAUGUGAACUCAAGACGGCGGUAA